Messenger RNA from Brassica oleracea var. oleracea, 1444 nucleotides. RefSeq names its product WAT1-related protein At1g70260-like. The transcript has 7 exons. The record is from RefSeq and is a predicted model, not a curated record. The coding region runs from base 94 to 1221 and encodes 375 amino acids. NCBI's taxonomy places the organism in Eukaryota, Viridiplantae, Streptophyta, Magnoliopsida, Brassicales, Brassicaceae. Gene Ontology annotation, molecular function: transmembrane transporter activity. Gene Ontology annotation, cellular component: plasma membrane.
UUCUCUCUCCCUCCACAUCUUUCUAGAUUUCCCGAGAUCCUUGGAGCUAGGAAUUAAACGCCGUGCUGUUUUAAAAUUUUAAAAGGGAGAGAGAUGGAGGUGAAGGGUAGAAAGGAAACGUUUGUGCCGUUUGUGUCAAUGGUGAUAAUGGAGGCAUGCACCAUUGCUCUUACGAUAAUGGCCAAAACGGCUAUAACGGGAGGGAUGAGUCCUUUUGUGUUCGUUGUGUACACAAAUGCUUUCGGAUCUAUUCUUUUGCUUCCUUUUUCUUUCUUCUUCCACAGGAAUGACAGAACUGAAGAAUCUAUCUUUUCUCGGCCACUCCUCGUCCGUGUGUUCUUUUUAGGUUUCACCGGGAUAUUUCUGUUCCAAAACUUGGCAUUUGUGGGACUAAGCUUCAGCUCACCCAUAGUGGUAUGUGCAAUGGGAUUACUCAUUCCUUCCUUCUCCUUCUUGCUCAACCUUAUUCUUGGAAGGAGCAAGCUGGAUUGGAGAAACACGAGCACGAGGGCUAAAGUGUUGGGAACAAUAAUCUCAUUUAGUGGAGCAUUUGUUGAAGAAAUGUACAAAGGUCCCUUCAUAAGACCAGCUUCGUCUCCUUCCCCAACUCGUCUUCUUAAAUCGAUCCCUAAACUCUUGGUCUAUUACACCAUCCCCAACAAUUGGUUCCUCGGCUGUAUCUUUUUGGCCGCCGCUUUUUUUUCUGUCUCCCUCUUCAAUGUUAUUCAGAAAGGGACGGUCAAAAAGUAUCCACACGUUAUGAAAGUGGCUUCGUUUUACAGCAUAGUCGGGACUAUUCAGUGUAUAAUAUUCUCGUUGUUUAUGGAAAGAGACCUAAGUGCAUGGAAGAUCGAACCUAACUUCGAUCUUUUCCUCAUUAUCGCCACGGGAAUAUUCGGAAAUGUGAUACGACCAAGCAUACAAGUAAAGUGUGCCCAAAUGAAAGGACCAUAUUACGUACCAUUAUUCAAACCCUUUGGUAUCUUUUGGGCAACAGUCUUUGGCACCAGCUUCUUCGUCAACAGUCUUCGCUACGGCAAUGUGUUAGGAGCAGCCAUAGGUGGUGUUGGAUAUUACUCAGUUUCUUGGGGACAACUGAAGGAAACCGAAGAAAAACAAAAUCCAAUGGAAGAAAGAAAAGCCAUUAAACCUAUGCAUCUUCACGAAGAAGAUGAAAACAAAGCUCCAUUGCUUAUUAAUCAGGAAGAAAGUCCUGUGUGAAUUCUGUAUUAUAUAUUUUCUUAAGAAGAAAAUGAGGGUCUCUUUAAUAUUUGUUGGCCAUUUAUUUGUAUGGCGUAAAUAAGAAAAAAUGCGUGUGAGAGUGUAUGGUAUGUCGUCAGUGUCAAUGGGAGACUGCUGAAGUAGGCUUUUUGGUCCGAAAAGCAAAAUCCACUGAAUGUAAAUGCAUGUCUUUGGAUAUCUAAAGCUCUCUAUUAUGUUUAAA